Molecule: messenger RNA, 1476 nt
Organism: Colletotrichum karsti
Lineage: Eukaryota; Fungi; Ascomycota; Sordariomycetes; Glomerellales; Glomerellaceae
Product: trichothecene c-15 hydroxylase
Exons: 5
Coding region: 1-1476 (491 amino acids)
Molecular function (GO): iron ion binding; heme binding; monooxygenase activity
Source: RefSeq, a predicted model, not a curated record
AUGAUACAAGUAAUUUCCAUCAUUCUACGGGCACUGCUCUACUUCUCGUUUCUCAGCUUCGCAUACCUCGUUUUCAACUCCGUUUACAACCUCCUAUUCCACCCCCUGCGCAGAUACCCAGGGCCGAAGCUAUGGGCCAUGUCUCGACUCCCCUACGCACGCAUGUGCAUCUCUGGCAAGCCAUACCGCAAGAUCCUGGAACUUCACAAGCAGUACGGCGACACCGUCAGAGUCGCCCCCAACGAGCUGUCAUACCUCUCUCCGCAGGCGUGGACCGACAUCAUGGGCCACCGGAAGGACGGGCAGGAAGAAAACGGCCACGAUCCCGAGUUCUACUCCCCUACCAAGGCGGAGAUCUUGUCGUGCGAUCGGGAACGGCACGGUAAGAUGAGACGUCUGCUUUCGCACGGUUUCUCCCGACAGAGAAUGCGAGAGCAGGAGCCCAUCAUCACAUCCUACGUCGACCUGCUGAUCAAGCGGCUCAACGGGCUGUGUGAGUCCGGCAAGAACCACGUGGAGAUGACUUCGUGGUAUAAUUUCACCACGUUCGACAUCAUCGGAGAUCUGACCUUCGGCGAGCCCUUUGGCUGUCUCGAGAACUCCGGCUACCACCCCUGGGUGACUGUCAUUUUCGAUAGCUUGAAGUUCGAUGCGUUCCUGGCUCACGCGAGGCGCUUCAACAUCCUUUCGAAGCUGUUGCAGAGAUGCAUCCCGACGAAGCUAAUCAAGGGCAGGCUCGAAAGCUCAGCUCUCACACGUACUAAUGUCAACCGGAGACUGGCGCUGGGGACGACUCGUCCGGACUUUGCUGAUGCGAUGAUGAAGGAAACACCAUCUUUCUCGCUCAGCCGCGAGGAGCUAUACGAGAACUCCAACAUCUUGAUCAAUGCCGGGUCGGAGACGACUGCUACCGCUCUUUCGGGCGCCACCUACUUCCUCACCACGAACCCCGCCGUACAGGAGAAACUAGCCGCUGAAGUUCGAGGGGCGUUUUCUUCGGAAAGCGAGAUCGAUAUGACGAGCACGGACAAGCUGGAAUAUCUGAAGGCCGUGAUUGAGGAGACGCUGCGAGCCUACCCGCCUCUUCCCACCAUACUGCCGCGUCGAACUGGUCGUCAAGGCCAGAACAUCCUCGGCGAAUGGGUUCCUCCUGAUACUAUCAUCGGCAUAUGGCAGUGGGCCAUGUACCACGACGACAGGCUGUUCACCAAGCCGGAUGAAUUCCAUCCUGAGAGGUGGCUCGGUUCGGAAGACUUCGCUAGCGAUCGCAAGGAGGCCAUGAACCCUUUCCAUGUCGGGCCCAGGAACUGUCUUGGGAUGAACUUGGCUUAUUCGGAGUUGCGCCUGAUAUUGGCAAGGAUCAUCUGGAACUUCGAGUUGAAGCUGGCUCCUGAGAGCCGAGGAUGGCUUGACCAUGAGUGCUACUUGAUGUGGGACAAGCCGCCCCUGAACGUCUAUCUGUCUCGCAGGGUGUGA